Messenger RNA from Hyaena hyaena (striped hyena), 933 nucleotides. RefSeq names its product olfactory receptor 2A14-like. Gene Ontology annotation, cellular component: membrane. NCBI's taxonomy places the organism in Eukaryota, Metazoa, Chordata, Mammalia, Carnivora, Hyaenidae. The coding region runs from base 1 to 933 and encodes 310 amino acids. Gene Ontology annotation, biological process: G protein-coupled receptor signaling pathway. Gene Ontology annotation, molecular function: G protein-coupled receptor activity; olfactory receptor activity. The transcript has a single exon. The record is from RefSeq and is a predicted model, not a curated record.
AUGGGAAGCAACCAGACAUGGAUCACAGAGGUCACCUUGCUGGGAUUCCAGGUUUACCCAGAACUAGAGUUCUUUCUCUUUGGACUUUUCUGUCUUUUCUAUACCCUGACCCUUCUGGGGAAUGGGGUCAUCUUAGGGCUGAUCUGCUUAGACUCUAGACUGCACACCCCCAUGUACUUCUUCCUUUCCCAUCUGGCCAUCAUUGAUAUGUCUUAUGCUUCCAACAGUGUCCCCAAGAUGCUGGCAAAUCUUGUGACUCGGAGAAGAACCAUAUCCUUUGUUCCUUGCAUUAUGCAGACUUUUUUGUAUCUAGCUUUUGCUCACACAGAGUGCCUGAUUUUGGUCGUAAUGUCCUAUGAUAGGUAUGUGGCAAUCUGCAGUCCCCUACAUUACACUGUCAUCAUGAGCUGGAGAGCGUGCACAGUCCUGGCCAUCACUUCCUGGGUGUUUAGCUUCCUCCUGGCUCUGGUCCAUUUAAUUCUCAUCCUGAGGCUGCCCUUCUGUGGGCCUCAUGAAAUCAACCACUUCUUCUGUGAGAUCCUGUCUGUCCUCAAGCUGGCCUGCGCUGACACCUGGCUCAACCAAGUUGUCAUCUUUGCGGCCUGUGUAUUUAUCUUACUGGGGCCCCUCUCCUUGGUGCUGGUGUCCUAUUCGCGCAUCCUGUUUGCCAUCCUGAGGAUCCAGUCCGGGGAGGGCCGCAGGAAGGCCUUCUCCACCUGCUCCUCCCACCUGUGCGUGGUGGGGCUCUACUUUGGCAGUGCCAUCGUCAUGUACAUGGCCCCCAAGUCCCGCCACCCUGAGGAGCAGCAGAAGAUCCUUUCUUUGUUUUACAGCCUUUUCAACCCUAUGCUGAACCCGCUCAUCUAUAGCCUAAGGAACACAGAGGUCAAGGGUGCCCUGAGGAGAGUGCUGUACAAACAGAGGCCCAUGUGA